This is a messenger RNA of Phlebotomus papatasi, 955 nucleotides long. It is a transcript of the gene Uqcc1, whose product is annotated as ubiquinol-cytochrome-c reductase complex assembly factor 1. The transcript is spliced from 3 exons. The coding region runs from base 149 to 892 and encodes 247 amino acids. The record is from RefSeq and is a predicted model, not a curated record. Gene Ontology annotation, biological process: mitochondrial respiratory chain complex III assembly. Gene Ontology annotation, cellular component: mitochondrion. Lineage: Eukaryota; Metazoa; Arthropoda; Insecta; Diptera; Psychodidae.
CUCUGUGGCGGGUUUCUGAACUGCAAUCAAGGUGCCAUUCAAAACAAAAAUAAAAUUCAGAGAAAAUCAGGAUAAAAGAAUAUUUUUCUGGGAUUUCUUGGGGACAUUCGUGUUAAGGGUGAUAGACAAUAUUUGGAAGAUUUAAAAGAUGCUUCGGAUAGCACUGAAAAGGGUGCCAAUGGCUCCAACAUGCUUCCGGAAUCCUUCGAUUUUAGCCACAAUCCCCACGAGAUUUGUUACUAAUACACCUCGGCGGAGUCAGGGUACUGAGGCACAUAUUAUCGAGGCUACAGAGACUCCAAAAACUAACACAAUUCUAAAGAAAUUGCAGAAGAAACUGGGAUGGUCAGGAGAUUCUCAAAGCAGACUUCGAACUUCCAGCUAUCUUCUUUAUGAAUCUAUCGUUGAUCGAUUGAAUUACAUUGAGUUCUUCAAACGUUUCGACCUGCCAAAUACAUUUAAUUCAUGGUUCCUGGUCACAGAGCUCCAUGUGUGGAUGCUGCUGGUCCGUGCCAUGGCUGAGGGCUCAGAAAAGGGUGAAAAUGGACGGUUCUUGCGGAAUUGCAUUGUAGAGGCCAUGUGGGCCGAUGUCAAUACGAGAGCCAAAAAGCUCGAUCCGCAAAAUCCUUCAGGAGCAAGGAAGCACAUUGAGGUCCUGUCGCAGCAGUUUCAGGCUGCUCUAAUCAACUACGAUGAGGGCUUGAUGGGGGACGACAUGAUCUUGGCUGGGGCACUCUGGAGACGCUUCUUCGAGAAGGAAUGUCCCAAUUUCGAGAUGCUGGAGACUCUGGUGAAGUAUGUCCGGGAGCACGUUAGGAUGCUCGACGCACUGCCAAAUGAGAAUUUCGUGCAGAAACCUCAGGUUCAGUGGCAGGAAUUUACCAAGGAAUAGCUGUAAGUCUCACCACAGCAAUUAAAGUUUGUAUAUAAAUAUUUAAUCUUCUUCAAGUGAAAA